CAGCCAAUAUAAGGCUCUUGCUUUCGUCCUGUAGGACAGUUUUUUCUCCUUUCAAUUUUUUUUUUUGUUUUCCUCCAUGUCUGGACGUGGCAAAGGCGGCAAAGGACUCGGGAAAGGCGGCGCCAAACGACACCGCAAGGUCCUGCGAGAUAACAUCCAGGGCAUUACCAAGCCUGCCAUCCGGCGCUUGGCUCGGCGCGGCGGCGUCAAGCGCAUUUCCGGGCUCAUCUACGAGGAGACUCGCGGUGUCCUCAAAGUGUUCCUGGAGAAUGUGAUCCGGGACGCUGUCACCUAUACCGAGCACGCCAAGCGCAAGACGGUCACAGCUAUGGAUGUGGUCUACGCGCUCAAGCGCCAGGGCCGUACUCUGUAUGGCUUCGGCGGCUGAGUGCUACCACCGGCUUCAGAUCUUCGGUCUCUUGCACCAACACCCUAACCCAAAGGCCCUUUUCAGGGCCCCCAAAGCAUCAAGAAAAGAGCUGGGGAUACUUGCAUAGCUGGAAGAGGGUUCUCAACCCCGGGCUAGGUUAUUACAGAGAUGGCUGGUUGCUUACAUUGUAGCAUAUGCAAAUCAGGCCGCGUGAGAGCACGUUCUCAUUGGAGCGGUGGGUCAUCGGCUCCGCCCGCGGAUGAACUGCGUGAUGAGGUAUGCUUGCUGAGUGCUGUAAGCCUAAGUGAAUUUUUUUUUUCGCUUGUUUCUGGGUGCCAGGCCGAAAGCUGACGCUGCGUAGUUCCGUCCCGCCUUGCGACCUCUAGACCUGGGAAGGGGUGACUUGUGGCGUUUGCUCUCCAGGGAAAAUAUUGACUCAUUUCUUAAGGACAGCGGGAAACUGAGGAGUGGGGCGGAGGCUUGGAACCCCCAAAAUAAAGUGACUCUGUAGCGUAAACUCGGUUUUCUCAACUGUAACUAUUUGCCUGCCCCUAGAUGGUGUCUUCUGGGACCAGGGAAGGAAUCGGGGUCUAACUUUAGCUCAGUCUGGUCAGCUCCUUAAAUUUGGGUACACAGACCGGGAUAAGUCUCAUUUUAAGACUCCUUACUCCUUAAGUCCGGAGUGUAGGACUUAAAGAACCUGGGCUGCUCUUAGAGACCUGUUGGUUUCUCAGCACCCAGGUGGGUUAGCUCACAGUCACUUGUAACACCAGCUCCAGGGCGCCAAAAUGCGUUUGGCUUCCUUGGGCACCUGGGCUCAGGUCUGCAUUCCCACUCUUCCGUACCAAAACUAAUAACAGUAAUUUUUUUUCAAUGCCUAAAGUUUUUUGACAUUUGAAGUUCACUAGUCUUCUCACUGGCAUAUAGGAGAGGGGGGCAUUUCUGGGGUUCCCUCAGCAGAAACCUGGGAUUUCAUUAGGAACGGUGGUCUCGUGUGAAAUGCUUCCUAUGUGCCGUUCUUUAGCCGCAGAUUUACUUUAAGUAUUGUUAAUGAAGAGAACACUUCAUAGCUGUGGAUGGGACGACGAAGAAUAGAAACUUCGAAGCUGGAUUUUACACAGCUUCAUCUUAUGUACCCCUGUUUUUGCCAGCCAGGCUCCCCUUUCCCAUUACUGACUUUUUCACUUCCACUUUCUGAGCACAUGUAACGCUGGUGUAAAUUUCAGAGCCAUGUUAGUCUAACGAACUCAUCUCUUCAAGCAAGUGAAAA
This is a messenger RNA of Chionomys nivalis (European snow vole), 1640 nucleotides long. RefSeq names its product histone H4. Gene Ontology annotation, biological process: nucleosome assembly. The record is from RefSeq and is a predicted model, not a curated record. Gene Ontology annotation, cellular component: nucleosome. NCBI's taxonomy places the organism in Eukaryota, Metazoa, Chordata, Mammalia, Rodentia, Cricetidae. Gene Ontology annotation, molecular function: protein heterodimerization activity; DNA binding; structural constituent of chromatin. The transcript has a single exon. The coding region runs from base 77 to 388 and encodes 103 amino acids.